Messenger RNA from Letharia columbiana, 675 nucleotides. RefSeq lists its product as uncharacterized. The record is from RefSeq and is a predicted model, not a curated record. NCBI's taxonomy places the organism in Eukaryota, Fungi, Ascomycota, Lecanoromycetes, Lecanorales, Parmeliaceae. The transcript has 2 exons. The coding region runs from base 1 to 675 and encodes 224 amino acids.
AUGGAUACCUUCAGUACACCAAAAGGAACAAACCCCCUCCGUACUCCCACUGGCUUAACACCAACUGUGAACCCAUCAACCUCAAAUCCAGACAACACACAAAGUCAAACUGUCAUGGGUGAGCCACAGACACGUCACCGUCUAGAAGAACUUGAGAACUCCGAUGAGGAGGUCUUAAACACCCCUGCAUUGUCCGCACGACGCAAGGGAAAGCGUCCUGUCUCCAGAAGAUACACCAUCGAACCUAGUUCAGAUCACACCGGAGUGCAACUCACGGAUAUCACCGAGGAAGAGUCCACUGCAAUCUUUGCAUCCAUCGCCAACUCCUUUCGAACUGCUAGCCGAAACAUUGAGGUGCUUCAGCAACAAAAUGAACAACUCGGCCAGGAUAUCGCUCAUGCUAAGACGGAGGUAUUGGCAAUUACCACCCAGCUAAGCAAUAGCAAUGGCCAAUUAUCCCACGAGCGAGAAACCAAUGAUAGACUCCGAGGCUUGCGUGAUAGGUAUCGCAUUGACACCACGGAACUCACCAAAGAAAAUGAGAAACUCAAGCAAGACUUAAGACGCAAAGAGCAACAGCUGAAGGAGCAACAACCUCACACAUUAGCUAAUUUGGAAAACUCCGAUGAGGAGGAACGUGGAGGUCACACCUCGUCAGCCGAGUGUCCCCGUUAG